Pyrus x bretschneideri (Chinese white pear) is the source of this 858-nucleotide messenger RNA. RefSeq names its product zinc finger protein ZAT12-like. Gene Ontology annotation, biological process: response to stress; response to chitin. The record is from RefSeq and is a predicted model, not a curated record. The transcript has a single exon. NCBI's taxonomy places the organism in Eukaryota, Viridiplantae, Streptophyta, Magnoliopsida, Rosales, Rosaceae. Bases 92 to 676 code for a protein of 194 amino acids.
AAAAGUUCCAUUCCUUUAAUUUCAUAUUUGACUAUCCAAUCAUCACCAACAUUCCAAUCAUCUCAUUUUACACAAUCUCUUGUGCGUGAACAUGAAGAGAAGCAUCACAGAUAUGAGAGAGCUUGAUCACAGCCUAACCAUGGCCAACUGUUUGAUGCUACUUUCCCGUGGCAUCAACAACAACGCUAAUCAAUAUGACUCCUUCUCUGUCUCCCCUAACCGGGUUUUCGAGUGCAAGACCUGCAAUCGCCAGUUCCCUUCGUUCCAAGCGCUUGGAGGUCACCGUGCCAGUCACAAGAAGCCCAGGUUAACCGGAUCAUCAGGAGAAGGAAACAGCAAUAGUUCUGAUCAGAGUCUGUCACAAGGUUCACCACCAAAACCUAAGACGCAUGAGUGCAACAUAUGUGGCCUAGAGUUUCCUGUGGGGCAGGCCUUGGGGGGUCACAUGAGGAGGCACAGGGCAGCCUUGAGCGGUUGUAAUACUACUAGCAAUGUUCAUGAGCGAUAUUCAAGUUCGAAUAGUCUGAAUCCUCAGCCUGCGCAAGUAUUUCAAGUUUUGAAGAAGACGAACAGCGGUAGGAGAGCUAUGUGUUUGGAUCUGAACUUAACGCCAUUAGAGAAUGACUUGGAGACUCUUCAGCUAGGGAAAGCAGCUCCACUUGUUGGGUUUUUGUAAUUAUAUAUACAGAGAUGAUCAGUGCGUUAAUUCAUCGGCAUGAUUGUAAUUAAUCACGUAGGGUUCGCUGAUGAGGUUUUACCACGACUCUUCUCUUUUUGGUUACACCGAUAGGUCGAUCCAUCAGUAUUUGUUCAUUGUAGAAUUUAUAUUUCUAUAAGAUAUAUCCCUUUGAUUUGUUA